Oreochromis niloticus (Nile tilapia) is the source of this 5786-nucleotide messenger RNA. RefSeq names its product ubiquitin protein ligase E3 component n-recognin 1 (gene ubr1). Gene Ontology annotation, cellular component: cytoplasm; ubiquitin ligase complex. The transcript is spliced from 47 exons. NCBI's taxonomy places the organism in Eukaryota, Metazoa, Chordata, Actinopteri, Cichliformes, Cichlidae. The coding region runs from base 77 to 5299 and encodes 1740 amino acids. Gene Ontology annotation, molecular function: zinc ion binding; ubiquitin protein ligase activity. The record is from RefSeq and is a predicted model, not a curated record. Gene Ontology annotation, biological process: protein ubiquitination; ubiquitin-dependent protein catabolic process via the N-end rule pathway.
GCACCAGCACCGGCGAAAGGUUCUGGUCGUAAGAACAGUCUCCUAGCGACACCUCCUCCUUUACGGCAAAUGGAAUAUGGCGGAGAGUGAGAAAAACCUAGACGGACUAGAGCUCAGCAAGGAAUGGCAGGAGGCAGCAGACAGCAGAGCAGCACUGCUCUCCUACCUGAAGGAGCAGGUGCCUCAGAUCUUCUGCCUAAAGGACUCCAGCCCUCAGGAAGAGGAGGAGCUCAUGCAGAGCCGUCUCCUGCAUCCUCUGGAGUGUUUCCUUUUUGGAGAGGAUCCUCAAGAGGGUUUGGAAAAGCUCAAGCAGGGCAGCACCUCGUCCCACCUCUGUGGGCGUGUGUUUAAAGAGGGCGAAACAGUCUACUCCUGCAGGGAUUGUGCGAUAGAUCCCACUUGUGUCCUGUGCAUGGACUGCUUCCAGGAUAGUGUUCACAAAAGCCAUCGCUACAAGAUGCAUGCAUCAUCAGGCGGGGGGUUCUGUGAUUGUGGAGAUGUAGAAGCCUGGAAGAUUGGCCCUUAUUGCUCCAAACAUGACCCAGGGGCAGCCAAUGCCAUGGUAACGGAUGAUUGUGUGCUGGACCUGGAGUUAUACGGACGUGCCGAGAAGCUGUUGCGGAUAUUGCUGCACUAUGUCACAGAAUUUUUGGUGUGGGAGGAGAACUUUGAGCUGUCAGCUGAACUUCAGCCUCGGAUUAAAGACAAUACAUAUUACUGUGUACUCUACAACGAUGAGCAUCACUCGUACGACCAUGUGAUCUACACCCUGCAGCGGUCGGUUAACUGUGAUCUAGCUGAAGCACAGACACACACAACGCUCAUUGAUAAAGAGGGUCGGCGGGCAGUAAAGAGAGGAAGCCUUAGCUCCUGCCAGCAAGCACAAGAACGUAUCAGGGCAAACUCAGUGCAAAUUUCCCAGCAGCCACUGCGUGUGGAGAUCCUUCACUCAGUAGUAAUGGCUCAUCAAACUUUUGCGCUGCACCUCGGCUCCUGGUUCCAGAAAAUUAUCGGUUACUCAGUGGGUUUCAGGCAAGCCUUCUGUCAGGUGGCGCUACAGCCAGACGUGGACAGAGAUCGACCUUGCCUCAUUAGCAGACUCAUGCUGCAUGAUGCCAGGAUGUUCAAAGGAGCUCGCAAGAUAGUGCACGAGCUGAUUUUCUGCAGCAUGCUAAUGGAUACUGAAUUCAAGAGGCUUUUUGCGAUUGAGUUUACAAAGCACUAUAAGCAGCUGCAGAAGGACUUCAUCAAUGAUGACCAUGAAAGGAAUAUAUCCAUCACAGCCCUGUCUGUUCAGAUCUUCACUGUUCCCACACUAGCCAGACAGCUGAUCGAAGAGUGCAAUGUGAUUAAGGUGAUAGUUGAUACCGUCAUGGAAUUGCUGCGCGAACAUCUAGAUGAUAACAAUCGCUUCGUCUUCCUGGGCUACAACUCAGACAAGUUUUCACGCGUCCAAGUCAUCUUCCACGACCUCAGGUAUAUUCUGAUCAGUAAACCCUCAAUAUGGACCGAAGAGCUUCGGGGGCAGUUCUUGAAGGGGUUCAGAGUCUUUCUUGGUCUUCUUAAAUGCAUGCAGGGUAUGGAGGAGGUGAAGCGACAGCUUGGCCAGCACAUUGCUGUGGAGCCAGAAUGGGAAGCUGGCUUUACUUUGCAGAUCCAGCUCCGCCAUAUUCUUGCUAUGUUUCAGGACUGGUGUUCCUCUGAUGAUGAGAUUUUGCUGCUUGCAUUUAAGGAGUGCCACAGAGUUCUGAAGCAGUGCAAUAACCAGCCCUUCCACAGGGACGCCACUGAUCACUAUAUGUGCAAACACAUCCUCCAUGUCCGUCCAUAUAAAGUCUCACGGGAGCCUGUCAGCAUACAUCUGCCCAUCUCCAGACUAUUGGCUGGCCUGUAUGUACUCCUGUGUGGAACUGGCGCAAUCGAGCGCCUGGAUAAUCCUGCAACCUAUGAUUUCACAGAGCUGGCAGAGCAUGCUCUGCGCUGCGUGGUGCUGGCUGCACAGGUCUCGGCUGAAAUGUGGCGGAGAAAUGGGCUUUCGCUGGUCAGCCAGGUGUACUACUACCAGGAUGUAAAAUGCAGGGACGAGAUGUACGAUAAGGAUAUAGUCAUGCUUCAGAUAGCUGCUUCCAAAAUGGACCCCAACCACUUCCUCAUGUUGGUCUUGUUGAGAUUUGAGCUCUUUGAUUAUUUUAAUGGAAGUUGUUCAAGCAAAGACCAGGACGAGUUGACGCAGUGGAACCGUUUAACAGAAGAGAUGCUCUAUCUGCUGAUCGUCAUUAUUGGUGAGCGCUAUGUCCCCGGGAUCAGUCACUUGACCAAAGAGGAUGUGACAAUGAGGGAGGUUAUCCACCUGCUGUGCAUUGAGCCCAUGGCUCAUAGUAGCCUGGUCAAAGCCCUGCCAGAGAACGAAAGCCAUGAAACAGGCCUGGAGACAGUUAUCACCAAAGUUGCCAUUUUCAAAAAACCAGGCGUGUCAGGACAUGGGUUAUACGAAGUGAAAAAAGAACAUCUAGUAGAGUUCAACCCAUUCUUCUACCAUUACUCAAGAUCCCAGCAUAGCAAGGCAGAAGAGUCUCAGAAGAAAAGGAGAGCUCAGGAGGGCAAUGAUAAAGCUCUUCGUCCGCCGGUGCCCCCAGCCUUUUGUCCAGCCUUUUCUCAUAUAGUGCAACUCCUCUGCUGUGACAUAAUGGUCCACAUCCUGAGAAACGUCCUGCAGAGAGCUGCAGAGGACCGACCAACUCACUGGACGGAAGCCAUGAUCCAGAGGGCGCUGCACCUGAUUGGCCAGGCAUUGCUAGAAGAGAAGUCGCAGCUUGAGAAUGUCACUGCGGAGGAAGUGACCUUUGAUUUCAGCCUAAAGGCUCGUUUAAUGGGUGCAGAACGUGGCAAGUCAGUGUUCCUCUUGUUGUCCAAGAUUAAGACUUUGCCUUCUCUGGAAGCUCAAAAAGACAUGAUUAAAUGGGUUCUACAGAUGUUUGAGGUUGUCAAGUGCCUUAGAGAGAACUCCAGUCCAACAGUGUCCAUGAGCAUGGAAACAGCCAAGCCAGAAGAGAGUGCUCAGGACAAAGAAAAAGCAGAGCGGAAAAGGAAGGCAGAGGCGGCUAAACUCCACCGACAGAAGAUAAUGGCCCAGAUGUCAGCAAUGCAAAAGAACUUUAUUGAGUCAAAUAAGAUGCUGUAUGAAAACAUGCCUGAAAGUGGAACACAGGGAGAAACUGUAGCGUCUACUGGGGACCAUGCCACAGAGCAGAGGGAGCUAUGCAUAGCUGUUGGGCCUCACCGAGGGUCCACUCCGGCUGACAGGGAGGUACUGACCUGCAUUCUUUGCCAGGAGGAGCAGGAGGUGAUGGCUCAGGCUCCAGCAAUGGGACUCGCUGCUUGUGUCCAGAGGUCUACAGUGCUGACACAGUGCAGAGGAAAGAUACCAAGCAGCAGAGCAGAUGGGCCGGGAACAUCAUAUCCCCUCUUUAUGCCUCCGGAUCUGAAUGUGGGGACCCACACUGGCAGCUGUGGACAUGUCAUGCAUGCCACGUGUUGGCAAAAAUACUACGAGGCAGUCCAAAAUACAACUAGGAACCGGCUGCAUGCUGAAUUGAUCAUUGAUCUGGAGAAUGGAGAGUACUUGUGCCCCUUGUGCAAGUCUCUGUGCAAUACUGUGGUACCUCUGAUCCCAUUAGAACCACUCACAUUUGACUAUGAAAACGCAGCGAUCAUUGGAGAGCAUUUGACGCUGCCUCGUUGGAUCCAGAUCCUCUCUGCUAGGAUUAAAGGACUCCAGUCAAUCGCUCAGGAUAAUGACCGUAACACAGAAGGCAGUAGUAGUAAUGGUAGCACUGGGCUGUUUGGCGAGGGCCAGCCAGACUUUAGAUCUAUUCUGAGCUAUGGAGUGCAAGAAUCGAGAAAGUUCUCAGACAGCAUUACAGAGAUGCUGGUUGUGUGCGCCACCACAGUCCACAGGGUUGGACUGAAGACUGCGCCCAAUGAGCUGUGCCCCCGUGUUUCCAUUAUGGCCUGGAACACAUGUGCCUUCACUAUUCAGGCCAUAGAAAACAUACUGGAGCAGGAGGGCAAGCCGCUAUUUGGGUCCUUACAGAACAGACAGCUUGCAGGUAUGAAGGCCAUUGUUCAGUUUUCAGCAACGCAGGGACUUAAGAGCUCUCAGGCGGUCAUCCAAAGGCACUUCACUGAUAUGUUGGGAGUCUUGUUACCAGUCAUGAGCAGAAAGAACACACCUUCUCUUCUUGAGGUGGACUUGUUCCAUCUUCUGGUUGGGUUGGUGUUAUCGAUACCCUCACUGUAUCAAGAGGAGACUGUAGACUUACAGCCAUCUGCUGUCAGCUCUGCAUACAAUCACCUGCAUAUCUUGCAUCUGGUGACCAUGGCGCAUGUGCUGCAGAUCCUCUUGUCUUCUGCAGAUGUCCCUGCAGCAGGGGAUGGACAGGAAACGGAGGAGGAGAGAGCAGCAGCAGAGUUGUACUCUGCAGUGUCACAACACACAGGAAGGCUCCUUCCAGAUGUUUCUGGCAGCUCUUUAGUAGAAAGAGUGAAGACAGGAAUUGCACCAUUCUUGCGUUGUGCUGCUCUCUUUUUCAAUUGCCUUACAGGAGUACCUCCUCCAGAGGAGCUUUUUAGCAUUUCUGUUGAUUCUCAAGAACAGAUGGAGGCACUAUGCAGUUACCUGGCACUACCCUCCAAUGUGUUCCAGCUUUUCCAUGAUCACAGAGAAACUGUUAGUCCACUGCUUCAGAGGUGGUGUGGGAGCCCAGUUGUAACCAAAGCCCUGAAAGGCAAAAUCCAGACAGUCAGAUACCCCAGGAAAAGGAAUCGAUUGAUUGAACUUCCCGAAGAUUACAGUACUCUCCUCAAUCAAGCCAGCCAUUUCAAGUGUCCAAAAUCCACCGAUGAUGAGAGGAAGCAUCCGACUUUAUGUCUCUUUUGUGGGGCUAUGCUGUGCUCUCAGAGCUCCUGUUGUCUCAGUCAGCUGGAACGAGAGGACGUGGGGGCUUGCACUGCCCAUGCUGCGACCUGUGGAGCAGGAGUGGGGAUGUUCCUCAGGAUAAGAGAGUGUGAAAUUGUGCUGAUGGCCAGUCGGACUCGAGGGAGCACGUAUCCCGCUCCGUACUUGGAUGAUUAUGGGGAGACUGAUCCUCAUCUUGGACGGGGUAAUCCGUUGCACCUUUGCCCAGAGCGUUACAGGAAGCUAAACCAGCUGUGGCAGCAGCACUGCAUCCUGGAAGAAAUCGCCCGCAGCCUGGAGGUGGUCAACGUUAUGUUUGCUUUUGAGUGGCAGAUGUUGUGAUGACUGCUCCAGCUGUGUGACUGGCCGAUACCGAGCAUGGCCCCCGUGCUCCCAAGACACACGCACGCACACGACACACACAAGCAAUCAACCCAAACCCUUCUGUAAUCAGAAAAGCCUGUUUCGUCAUAAAUGAAUCUCCUUUGGAAUCCAGAGAGGGGGGGGGCAGUCAAAAUGGAUAGAGGGUGAUUGUUGUUGAUUAAUCCCAAGUCGCCUUGUUUCAGUUUGAUUGUCUGCUGUGAGGAUGAGUUUCUCCCAGAGUAAUGUUAUUUGCAAAGAAGCUCAUUCAAAUAAAGAAGAGCAUCAGACACACACUAACACGUUUCUGUUAUCACUUCAUGUGUUUUUUUUCUUAAUGAUGCUGUGAAUUUUCUGCAUUCUCUCUCUUUGUGUUAGAACUUAUGAUUUGUGAUAAGUUAUAAUUGUUCAAAGAUGCGGUUUCCAAGUACAUUCAUGUGGAAAUGUUUAGCCUUUUUUGGAGAUCCUA